AUGAGAGAACAGAGCGAAGAGGCCCGGCUGCAACGGCUACUGGGCAGGUUGAAGAGUCAGGGGAUGUUCGAUGAGGUGAAAGAAGACACCGUGGACAAAAAUGUAAUAAAAAAAAUUGCCAUCCUGUAUGACGUGUUCAGGCGGAUAAAUGAGGGGAACGGAGCCAUAGGUGCGAGUGGUAACUGCGACUUUGUAUACACCAGCGACAUUAAGUAUGCAUUAAAAUACGACAACUUCGUGAGGGUCAGGUUUCACAUAAUACCCGUGGAGAGAAAAAAAGGAAUUCUUCAAUUGGGAGAGGAAGAAGAAAAAAAUUAUCAUUUCAUUCAAAAUAUGAACAACAUCGUUAGUAAUAUUUACAACCCCUCCAGUUAUGACCAAUUUUUAAAUAACAGAGUGGAGGAAGACAAAGAAAAAUUAAAGUGCAUGAUGAAAUGUCUUAACGAAAUUGAGUCCGCAUAUAUAUACAGGUACCGCAGUGACAAUAAUAUUAAAUUAACGUUUGAAAUUUUUUGUCACAACUUUUAUACCUUUUUGUCGUAUGAUUAUAAAAGGAAGUCGUGCAUACAGAAUUUUCGUAAUAAGUAUUCGAACGUACAAGUGAGCAACCCCUUUCAGUUGUCCACUCCUCAAAAUAUGAUUCACAUAAACUCGAUUGGAACUGUGAUGCACUCUUCCAGCGACCAGUACGAGAGAGACACACUGGACACACUCAAGCCUUUCAUCCUCGAGUCCCUUGAGAUGGUCAAGGAGCUGCACGGCACGGGGGGUAGCAAGCAGUACCCCUUUGGUGGAGCCCAACUGGACAACGACUUCUUCGUUAAGAAUGCGCACUACGAGGAUGACAUGCGGGGUCUCAUUCGCAUGGAGCGGGCGGCCAACGAACAGGAGGGGCACAAAAUAGAACUGAUGCUGGGGAAGCACCGGAAGAGGAAAAUCAACCCGCCCCUCUACCCAGUACACCCAAAUGAAGAAAAAAAAAAAAACCUCAACAAUUUCAUAACCUACAAGGAUUUAAAGAUACGAUGGAGAAGCACAACAAAAAAUUACAGGAAAAAAGUGACCAUAGCUAGGAAGUGGAAGAAUUUGCAUUGCCUUCUCCCCAUGAACAAAAGUUCAUGCAUUUUUAUUUUACACAAGAAUUUACCCUACACUCGUUUUACACGCAAGGAAGGAGUCUGUCCUGAGGAGAGCAGCUAUGUCUCCCCUCAGCGGGAGGAUACCUCCCGGGGGGCACACAUGAAACAGGUGAGUGAUAACCGCGAAGGAGCAGUUCCCAAUGUGGUGGUCACCCCGCAAAGUGGAAAAAGGAAUGGCACACUGAACAGGGGAAGGAAGGCCAAAAAUGGUAACCCGGCUCGCGUGCGCAAUGCGAAGGCGGAGGUAGGUAAGCUGGACGAACCAGAUCAAAUGAAUCACCCCUAUGAGGUUGAUCCCGUCCCGCAAGGUGCCUCCACACUCGAAUUGACCUACCACGAGGUACCACCCCAAGAAGUCCAGCACCUCCUCAAAAAAGGAAAAGAAAAUCUGUUUUGCAUUUUUAAGUCCAAUUUUAUAAACGAACACAAGGUAACCAUUGGUGAUAUUGUACAGACUGAAAAAAUGCAUCGCAGGAAAGCAGGAGAUGUGGUAUACUUCGGCACAGUCCUCCUCGUGGGGUCAAAAGAUUUUACCAUCAUUGGAAAGCCCACAGUGCCCUACUGCAGAGUGAAAGCCACUAUAGAGCAAAUAACCUUAAGUAAAGAAAUUUUAAGCUUUCGCUAUAAAAAGGUCAGGAGGUCAAGUAGGUUCCUUCGAAUCAAACACUGGCUUACCAUUCUCAAAAUUGAAGACAUUAUAAUUGACACAAAGGAACAAGUGAAAGAUGAACGGAAGAAGCCUUUGCAGAUUUUGGACCUAUGGGCAAAUCGGUGGCUGUACGAGAAGGAGUUGAAUUUUAUUAAGUUUAAUGAAUCGGGUACUGCCCCUUUGGCGGAACAGAUUUAUGAUCUAGUGGAGCACCAACCUAAUACUUUACAUCGGAGGGGACUUACCGAAUGCUACCGAUUUUACCCUGACCCGAACGUCCCGCACACGUAUUAG
Messenger RNA from Plasmodium fragile, 2082 nucleotides. RefSeq lists its product as uncharacterized. Gene Ontology annotation, cellular component: mitochondrial large ribosomal subunit; ribosome. Gene Ontology annotation, molecular function: structural constituent of ribosome. NCBI's taxonomy places the organism in Eukaryota, Apicomplexa, Aconoidasida, Haemosporida, Plasmodiidae. Bases 1 to 2082 code for a protein of 693 amino acids. The record is from RefSeq and is a predicted model, not a curated record. The transcript has 4 exons.